AUGGUUCUUAAUGAUAAUUUGGAAAAACGCAGUGAUCAAACAUAUAGUUUAUACUCGUGCAAAAUUUGCUUCAAAUCAUUUAUGUCUAAAUCUAACUUGGAUAGACAUUUGCGAUUGCAUACUGGCUUUAAACCUUACCAUUGUUCAAAAUGCAAUAAAUCGUUCACUCGCAAAGAUCACUUGACAUCUCAUCAAUCAAACCAUUUUUCUAAUUUUGAAAAAACCAAGAUAUGUAGUGUUUGUUUCCAAAACUUUUUAAAUUUUCAAGAACUGGAAAACCACUGCAUAUCGUUCCAUAAACGCAAUGCCUGUAUGCAUUGCAACAAAACAUUUGCUCAGAGAGCAAACAGGGACCGACACCUCUGUCUCCACACAGGCGCCAAACAUCACAGGUGUCACGAAUGUGGCGAAAGAUUUGCUCGCAGUGAUAAAUUGAAAAUACACAAACGAAAGUUUCACCAAGUGGGUUUUUGA
This is a messenger RNA of Helobdella robusta, 474 nucleotides long. RefSeq lists its product as hypothetical. The transcript is spliced from 2 exons. Bases 1 to 474 code for a protein of 157 amino acids. Gene Ontology annotation, molecular function: DNA-binding transcription factor activity; RNA polymerase II cis-regulatory region sequence-specific DNA binding. NCBI's taxonomy places the organism in Eukaryota, Metazoa, Annelida, Clitellata, Rhynchobdellida, Glossiphoniidae. The record is from RefSeq and is a predicted model, not a curated record. Gene Ontology annotation, biological process: regulation of transcription by RNA polymerase II.